This is a messenger RNA of Xyrauchen texanus (razorback sucker), 4430 nucleotides long. Its product is annotated as NLR family CARD domain-containing protein 3-like. The record is from RefSeq and is a predicted model, not a curated record. Gene Ontology annotation, molecular function: protein binding. The transcript is spliced from 11 exons. Lineage: Eukaryota; Metazoa; Chordata; Actinopteri; Cypriniformes; Catostomidae. The coding region runs from base 145 to 3525 and encodes 1126 amino acids.
CUUACACAGCAGGUGCAGCCCAACCCAGGUGUCGUCACGCAGGUCAGAAUUGAGAUGGACAUCAGAACAUUCUUUGGACAAAGCAGGGACAGGAAAGCAGAAAGGAGAGAGGAGUUUGAGGGAGCCAAAUAGCUGCCACUUUCUAUGGAGGGAAACAAGAGUAGCUCGGCCACCAAAAGGAGUCCCUUUAAGCAGAUGGAGCAACAGAACACUGCAGCAUCUCCAGAACCCAGCUGUGACAGUGACAGAUCCACAAUUCAGUCCCCUGAUCUCAGCAAUGGAACACUGACUUCUGUCCCCAGAAUGCAGAGCCAGAGAGCGGUAUCUUCAGAACCCAGCUGUUUGUCUGUGAAAAGUAACAGAUCCAUGGAUCCUCCAGAUAAAUUCAGUGAUAAAGCAGUUAUCUUCGACCCCAGAAUGCAGACCCAGGGAGCAGUAUCUUCAGAACCCAGCUGUAUGUCUGUGAAAAGCAGCAACUUUAUGUAUUCUCCUGAUUCAUUCAGCAUUCAAAGAGUUAUAUUUGGCACCAGUGGCAUGAGCGAUGAUCUGAUCCAGGUUCAGUCCAGAUGUGGAGUUUGUGAGCAGGUUUUGAAAGAUACAGUCUCUAUCACCUGUGGACACAGUUUCUGCAGACAGUGUAUCAGCUGCUACUGGGCCCAGACCAAUCCAUCAGAAGACUUUAAGUGUCCACAAUGCAGAAAAAGAUCUAGAACACAUCCUGUUUUACACUCAAACAAAGUCAAGAGAGUAUCCAAUUCUGCUGAUUCUGCACACUUCCACAAAGAACCAAAACUGCAUCAGGAUUCUCAUCAACCAGUAGAUGAUGUUCAUCAGAGAGACAAACAGAAAAGCAUCAUGAGGAACAAGUAUGAGAGCUUAUUUGAGGGAAUCAAACUACAAGAGAAUCAAAUGCUCCUGAACAAUAUUUACACACAGCUCUACAUCAUAGAGGGAGAGAGUGAAGGGGUGAAUGAAGAACAUGAGGUAUUACACAUGGAGAAAACAGCCAGAACUCAACACUUACAAGACACUCCAAUCUACUGCAAUGACAUCUUUAAACCCUUACCUGAACCAGGAUGUAAGCAGAAGAGAACAGACCAAAUAAAAACUGUUCUUACUAAAGGCAUCGCUGGAAUUGGAAAAACCGUCUCUGUGCAGAAGUUCAUUCUGGACUGGGCAGAGGGAAAAGCCAAUCAGGAUGUAGAUUUAAUGUUUGUGCUUCCAUUUCGAGAGCUGAACUUGAUUAAAGAUGAGCAGUACAGUCUUCACAAACUUCUGCUGGACUUUCAUCCUGAACUUCAUGAUCUGGACUCAAAGAGUUAUGAGGAGUGUAAAGUUGUGUUCAUCUUUGACGGUUUGGAUGAAAGCAGAAUUCCACUGAUGUUUACAGAUAGUGAGAAAGUUUCUGAUGUGACUGAGACUUCAUCAGUGGGUGUGUUGAUGUCAAACCUCAUCAAAGGAGAUCUGCUUCCAUCUGCAUUCAUCUGGAUCACCUCCAGACCAGCUGGAGCCAAUCAGAUCCCCUCCAAAUACAUCAGGCGUGUAACAGAGAUCCAGGGAUUCAAUGACCCUCAGAAAGAGGAAUAUUUCAGGAAGAGAAUCAGUGAUGAGCAUCAAGCCAGCAGAAUCAUCUCACACAUUAGAAGAGCAAGAAGCCUCCACAUCAUGUGCCACAUACCAGUCUUUUGUUGGAUCUCAUCCACUGUGCUUCAAAACAUCCUGAAACAAGAUGACAGUGCAGAAAUCCCUCAAACUCUGACUGAAAUGUACAUCCACUUCCUGCUCAUUCAGAUCAAUAUGAGGAAUCAGAAGUAUGAAGAGAGAGAUCCAGAGAAACUCCUAGAGUCCAACAGAGAAGUGAUUGUGAAACUUGCUGAACUGGCGUACAAACAAUUUAUGAAGGGCAAUGUCAUAUUCUAUGAGGAGGACCUGAGAGAGAGCGGCAUAGACGUCACUGAGCCCUCAGUGUAUUCUGGGUUCUGCACUGAGAUCUUUAAGGAGGAAUCUGUGAUUCUUCAGAGGAAAGUCUACUGCUUCAUACAUCUCAGCUUUCAGGAGUUUCUGGCUGCUCUAUAUUUGUUUUACCAUUAUGUUGUAAAAAAUGUUGACUUAGUGCAGUUUUAUGAUGUAGUGCAUACUCUGCAUAGGUACGCUGUUGAUAAAGCCCUUCAGAGUGAAAAUGGACGCCUGGACCUUUUCCUGCGAUUUCUGCUGGGCAUCUCAAUGGAGUCCAAUCAGAGACUCUUACAGGAUCUACUGACACACACACAGAACAGCUCAGAGAGCAUCAAAGAAACUAUUACUUAUAUCAAAGACAAAAUCAAAGAUGGACAUGGACUCUCAGCAGAAAGAUCUAUCAAUCUGUUCCUCUGUCUGCUGGAGAUGAAAGAUCAGACUCUGUACAGAGAGAUUCAGGAGUUUGUGAAAUCAGACAAACACUCAGAGAAUAAACUCUCUCCUGCUCAAUGUUCUUCAAUUGCCUACAUGCUUCAGAUGUCAGAGGAGGUGCUGGAUGAGCUGGACCUGAAGAAAUACAACACAUCAGAGGAGGGUAGAAGAAGACUGAUACCAGCUGUGAGCAACUGCAGAAAAGCCUUUCUUGCUGAGUUUAAUCUCACUGGUCAGCACUGUGAAAUUGUGGUCUCAGUUCUACAAUCAUCAAACUCCCUCCUGAGAGAGCUGGACUUGAGUAACAAUGACCUGCAAGAUUCAGGAGUGAAGCUGAUCUCUGAUGCACUGAAGAGUCCAAACUGUAAAUUAGAGAUUCUAAGAUUGUCAGGCUGUAUGGUGACAGAGAAAGGCUGUUUUUAUCUGGCUUCAGCACUGAGUUCAAACCCUUCACAUCUGAAAGAGCUGGAUCUGAGCUACAAUCACCCUGGAGAAUCAGGAGUCAAACUACUCACAGAGAGACUCAACGAUCCAAACUGUACACUGGAGAAACUCAGUUUGGACCAUGGAGAACCAUUCAGGAUCACACCAGGCCUUCGAAAAUAUUUCUGCAAUCUCACAAUGGAUCCAAACACGGCAAACUAUCAUCUCAUUCUGUCUGAGGGGAACAGAAAGGCAACACACAAGAAAGAGGAUGAGCCUUAUCCUGAUCAUCCAGACAGAUUUGAGCACUAUGAGCAGGUUCUGUGUAGAGAGAGUCUGACUGGACGCUGUUACUGGGAGGCUGAAUGGAGUGGAUGGGCUGAUAUAGCAGUGUCAUAUAAAGGAAUCAGAAGGAAAGGAAGAAGUGAUGACUGUGAUUUUGGACUCAAUGAAAAGUCCUGGUGUCUGAGCUGUAUUGAUGGCAGAUUCACUUCCUGGUUCAAUAAAAACAGCAUUGACAUACCUGUGCCUAAACCACAAUCUAACAGGAAAGGAGUGUAUCUGGACUGGUUGGCCGGUACUCUGUCCUUCUACAGCGUCUCUGACACACACACACUCACACACUUACACACAUUCCACUCCAAAUUCACUGAACCCCUCUAUGCUGGAUUUGGGAUUUUUUAUUCUAACUGCUCGGUGUCUCUGUUAGAUUAAAUAGCCUGACACACAUCUUGAAAGAUAGGAACUCUAUCGCUCCGUUUAAUGCAUUUGCUUUCACAAACACACCACAAAAUAGAUUGGUAUUUUACAUGUGUAUAUGAAUUAUAGCUUUUAUCUAUAUACUUAUAGAUCAAUAUGUCUCUUAGUCAUACACAUAUAUACAGUCCACAGAGACAUUUUUGAGACUGAGCUAGAAAGUUCCCACAGGUCCAAUAUUAUUCUGCAACUUCUCUGUAUAUUUAAACAUUCUGUGUAAUGUUUAAAAAAUUAAGUCAUUCUAUGUCUUGGCUGAUAUUCCAAUUAAUUUUUUCAAAUAUAUAAUAGUUAUUUAUAUGUUAUGAAUAGUUAUUUUUAUAUAUUGUGGGUUUUUUACUCUUGUUUUUAUUUUGUAUCUUUCUCUUGUGUUCAUGUUUCCUCUUCCUGGUGCUUUUCAAUUGUAUUAUUAGUGCUGUCUUGUGAUUGGAUAUUGUUAAUUAAUGUUUUUAGUCAUUGGUUGUGGUAAAUGUGACUUAGGAUUGUUAGCAUUGAUGAAAGAUGAACGUUUAUUCCAUGGCUGAUUUUAUAAGUCUGUCAGAAGUUGUUCACGGCUUGUUUAUUAUCAAGUAAAGUUCUAGUUUGUAAGUCGUUUCAUGUUUAUGAUCAGGUCAAAUUCUUGUUCAUGUUAUCUUCUGAUCCAGUCAGUUUCUAGUUUGGCGAGUUCUUCUGGCAAGGCUUUGUUAUUGGAUUUCUUCUUUUGCUCCUUCGUCUCAAUAAACUGAACCUGGGUUCAAAACUUAACGUCUUGUGAGCUCAACGAUACAUUGACUGAAGUGACAACAAAUUGGGCUUCAGCAGACAUAAAAAGGAUCCUUAACCACAAGGUCAGAACAUCAGAAGUGAUCAACUGUCAUCAGACCUGC